Molecule: messenger RNA, 1743 nt
Organism: Bactrocera latifrons
Lineage: Eukaryota; Metazoa; Arthropoda; Insecta; Diptera; Tephritidae
Product: serine proteinase stubble
Exons: 6
Coding region: 182-1456 (424 amino acids)
Biological process (GO): proteolysis
Molecular function (GO): serine-type endopeptidase activity
Source: RefSeq, a predicted model, not a curated record
CCAUUUUAAUUGCUUUUGGUAGCGCCAUCAAUUUGAAUGAACAUGUCGCAGUCUAUCAUUUCGUGUUGAGCAUUUAUGUGGGUUCGCGUAUGUUCAGUGUGUUUACAACGCAUACACACACGCACACACAUACGUUUAUAUUAGAAAUACGCACACAUGCAAGCGAAAUCGUUAGCACGCCAUGCACUUAUGGAAUAUAUGGUCGCUACUCAUCAUCGGCCAAUGUUGGAAUCUCUGCGCAGUCAUCACUCUAGUUGAUGCGGGUAUUUUAAACACCAUCUUAGGAGUUCCCAGCGAGUGUGUGCAUCAGAACAGCGUGUGGCCGUGUAAACUGUCUUUCUCCUGUUGGCUGCAAGGCGGUCGCCAUGCAAAAGGCUGUGGCGCCAACAAAUGGUUAUUUUCCUGCUGCAUCGGCGGUAGUGGCAACACCAAUACGGCGAACAAUGUGGUCAAUGCAGCAGUAGCGGUACAGUAUGGCCUCUACCAUGGAAACAACGAUCAAACACCAACUGGCAAUCUCGUAGGCAACACGCUCAACGAUUACAAGCGCCUGGCGGCUAGUGGAUCCAGUGGCACAGGUGUUAGUAGCAGUGGUGGUGGCGGUGGUGUGCUGCCCAAGCGCGUAAUGCUGAAGCGACGCAAUGAGAAUGAYGUGUUCCUGAAGCCCGAAUGCGGUUUGCCACGCGCCGCACAACGUACACUACAGAAGCGCAUCAUCGGCGGCAGGACGGCGAAUUUCGCCGAAUAUCCUUGGCAAGCGCAUAUACGCAUAGCGGAGUUUCAGUGUGGCGGUGUCUUGGUCUCGCGCAAUAUUGUCGCGACGGCGGCACAUUGCAUCCAACAAGCGCGUCUGCCGGAUAUAUCUGUCUUUCUAGGUGAAUUGGAUACACAGAAUUUGGGGCAUAUACAUGAACCGUUGCCGGUGGAGAAGCAUAAAGUCAUACAGAAGAUUGUGCAUCCGCGUUUUCAGUUUCGCAUGACGCAGCCGGAUCGCUUCGAUGUGGCGCUACUCAAGCUCGCCAAACCGACGGGGUUUAGCGAUCAUAUUCUUCCUAUCUGCUUGCCACAGUUUCCCAUCACUUUAAUCGGCCGUAAGGGCUUGAUCGCCGGUUGGGGCAAAACAGAGGCCAGCAUGGGUCACACGGGCACUAAUAUGUUGCAAGUGGCAACUGUGCCAAUCAUCACAACCUUCGAUUGCAUACGCUGGCACGAGAGUAAGCGUAUCAAUGUGGAACUUUAUAGUGAAAUGUUUUGUGCGGGACACUCGGACGGGCAUCAGGAUGCAUGUUUGGGUGACUCUGGCGGCCCGCUGAUUAUUAAAGAACGCGGCCGCUUCAUAUUGGUUGGCAUCACUAGCGCCGGUUUUGGUUGCGGCGUCGAUCAUCAGCCGGGCAUUUACCACAAUAUACAAAUGACUGCUAAAUGGAUACAGGAAAUGAUUGUGCGACAUGCCUGAGCGACGCAACUGCACGGAAACUUCAGUAAAAAUAUUUUAUAUAGAGACUUAGCGAAAUUUUAUUGGAAGGCAUUCAGCGUUAUUGUGUUGAAAGUUAAAUAAAUGUGAGUUAGCGUAAUAUAAUUUUUUUUUKUUUUAAUAUUAGUCAAGAGGUACUUAUCUUUUAGUGUUGUAUAUUAAUUAUCAUUUUUUUAUUAAUAUUUUAAGAAAUUAAUUUAGUUAGCAAUUAUAAAAUAUUUUUCAAGCAAUGUCAUAACAUUUUAUCAUAUUUAUUCUCACCAAGCAAA